AUUCUAGGCGAAAAGACUUAACGGCAAUGCCGAGCUUGCUGCCAUCAAGGUGAUUAAGCUGGAGCCAGGCGAUGACUUCGCCAUCAUCCAGCAGGAGAUCCUGAUGAUGAAGGACUGCAGGCAUCCGAACAUCGUCGCGUAUUACGGCUCCUAUCUAAGAAGGGACAAGCUAUGGAUCUCGAUGGAGUACUGUGGUGGUGGAAGUUUGCAGGACAUAUACCACGUGACGGGUCCUCUGACGGAGCUGCAGAUCGCGUACAUGUGCCGCGAGACGCUCACCGGCCUCUCCUACCUACACAGCAUGGGGAAAAUGCAUCGAGACAUAAAAGGUGCGAAUAUCCUUUUGACGGAGUGCGGGGAUGUGAAGCUGGCGGACUUCGGCGUGUCGGCGCAGAUCACAGCCACCAUCAACAAGAGGAAGUCUUUCAUCGGAACUCCGUACUGGAUGGCUCCUGAGGUGGCAGCAGUGGAACGCAAGGGUGGUUACAACCAGCUCUGUGAUAUUUGGGCUUGUGGGAUCACUGCCAUUGAGUUAGCAGAGCUUCAACCACCGAUGUUCGAGCUACACCCCAUGCGAGUACUCUUCCUCAUGUCCAAGUCGGGAUUCAAACCCCCCUCCCUCAAGGAGCGAGAGCGCUGGUCUGCCGUCUUCCACUCCUUCCUCAAACUAGCACUCACCAAGAAUCCCAAGAAACGACCCACAGCUGAUAAAUUAUUACAGCACGCAUUCUUCCAGCAAGACAUGAGCAAGCGUCUUGCAAUAGAGCUCCUGCACAAGUACUCCAACCCGCCCAGCCACUGCAAUAACGAGCCGGACGAGGAUACUGCGAUGUCGAACAUGCCCGCCCGCAUCGCGUCCCGCCACACGGGGCGCGGCGCGCGGCGCGUGCUGGGCGGGGAGCCCGCCAAGCACGCGCGCCCGCGCUCGCUGCUCACUGACGCUCGCGACGUCCCUGCCCUGCACGACCUCCCUCCCCUGCACGACCUGCCCUCCCUGCACGACCACGACCCCGCCCACCGACGAUCAGGACUCUACGACGAUUCUCCAAUAGUGGAUCUGGAUGCUGAUGAUGAUUUGAGCGUUAAUUCCAUGCCGAAGGUCAUUAACUUCAGUGCGGAGGUCAACAGGAGUUGUGAUGGAGAUACUGUUAAGAGGAAUGCGUACCACAGACAAUCUAGUGAAGACUGGAGCGUAGCUUCACUGAUGACUUGUCCUAAACACAACCCAUUAACACAAGAUCUAGCCACCGACACGAUGCCAUCUAGCGAAAACAAGUGGUGUCGGGCGAUCACAGGGGAUGAUAUUAUGAGAAUGAGUUUAAGGAGCCUCUUGCAAUAUAUCGAUGAAGAGUUAAUGCUCAGGGCAACACUACCGUUAACAGCGGAAACCGCGAACAUGGCGCAGGGUGGCAACACCGCGCUAUCGAUGCACGACCAACACUUGUCUCAAUGCAUACAGUUAAAACAAAACUUUUUGAACAAUUCUACCGCGAAUAUUUAUCAAAAUCUCACGUCUUCUUACCAGACUCCUAUAGGUGCUUCUAGGGUCUCCAUCGACGAUCCUCUCUGCAGGAAGAUAGGAGAGGAUAUAAUGUACGUGGAUCAACAGGAAAACGACCAUUUGGACUUGCAAAGGAAUGCUAACUGUGAAUGUGGACUAUGCCCUAAACCUGAACCUAGGGACAACAACACACUCAGCGACCUUCAAAGAUCCGUGGCAAAGUGUUCCUGCGACGUAUGCAACUCCAACGGCGACAUACUAAGCUACUACAGAAACUGCUCCAACCAAAACACAGACUCCGGCAUAGUUUACUGCGAAAAUUGUAAAAAACAAAAAAUAUCCGUGUCCAACUUCAGAGCUUUACAAAUCGCGAAUAGGUUAAGAAUAUCAGAGGAUGAUAAAUUACAGAAUGGUUCUACGGACGACGAUUUAUGUAGGAAAAUCGACAUGAGUCUAAAUAUGGAAGACAAAGUAUUUGAACAUAGGAAAAAGCAUAACAGACAUCAUUCAGAUUCUGUCACAGCUGGCAUAGAUUUAAAUCAAUUCUGUCAAUGCGAACUAGAGGUUAAAAGGAAAACGUCAUCUGUCGAUGAGAUUUUCAAAAUGGUGGAUGAAAAUGGACGGGACGUGAAGACGGAAGCCAUUGAUGAAGAGAGUAAGACUACGCAGAGACAAAGGAGUUUGUCUGAUAGCCAGCGAGAUAAAGCCAAGGUUGAUAAUAAGGUGGCAGGUGAGAGUGGAACUCCUCCAGUGCCCCCAAGACGGGCGAGGUCACGACGGACACAUACACCGCCUCGUGCGGCCCCUAACGGUCUGCCACCUACGCCCAAAGUGCAUAUGGGAGCUUGCUUCUCUAAGGUGUUCAACGGAUGCCCGCUGAGGAUCAACUGCACAGCUUCCUGGAUACAUCCCGACACGAGAGAUCAACACAUACUUAUUGGUGCGGAAGAAGGUAUCUACACGUUGAACCUAAACGAGCUGCACGAGACGGCCAUGGACCAGCUCUGUCCGCGGCGGACUAUAUGGAUGCAUGUCAUCAAAGAUGUCCUCAUGUCACUCUCAGGCAAGACCCCGUGCCUGUACCGGCACGAGUUGCUGGCGCUGCUGUCGGGCGCGCGCGGCCGCAGUCUGCGCGUGUUGCCGCCGCGACUACUGCCGCGACGGUUCGCGCUCACCACGAGGGUGCCUGACACCCGGGGUUGCAUGCGCUGCGCAGUGGCCCGCAACCCGUACAACGGGUACAAGUACCUGUGCGGGGCCACCCCCGCCGGACUCUUCCUCAUGCAGUGGUACGACCCGCUACGCAAGUUCAUGUUGCUCAAGAACAUGGAGUGCGUGCUGCCGUCCCCGCUGGCGGUGUUCGAGCUGGUGAUCACGCCCGACCUGGAGUACCCGCUCCUCUGUGUCGGCGCCACCAGGAAGCCCAUGCGGCUCAACCUCAUCAACAUCAACUCCGGCGCGACGUGGUUCCACUCGGACGAGCUGGAGGCGUGCGUGGGCGGCUCCAACACGGUGAUCCCCCGGCCCGAGCGACUGCACACACUACGCGCCGUGCAUCAACUUAAUAAGGACUCCGUACUAGUAUGUCACGAGAAUGUAGUGGACAUAAUCCCAGUGCUGCCCCCUAGCAUAGAGAGUCGCUGGCGGCCAGACGAGGACAAACGGAGGAACAAACUGUUGGCGCGGAUACAGUUCGACUUCAAUAUCGACAGUAUAUUGUGCCUGGCGGACUCUGUGCUGGCCUUCCACCGUCACGGCGUGCAGGGCCGCUCGCUGCGGAACGCGGACGUCACGCAGGAGAUCACCGACCAUAGCCGCGCAUACAGGCUACUGCCGCAUGAUAAGGUGGUAGUCCUGGAAUCACACGUUCUUCAAAACAACACGCUUUCCGGUGAAGACGGAAACGAUCUCUACAUACUAGCUGGCCACGAAGCCUCCUACUAA
Spodoptera littoralis (African cotton leafworm) is the source of this 3445-nucleotide messenger RNA. The record is from the annotation of a GenBank genome assembly. Lineage: Eukaryota; Metazoa; Arthropoda; Insecta; Lepidoptera; Noctuidae.